GCUGCCAGCGGGGUCUGGGCAUCACCCACCCGGCAUCGCCCGAGCCUCGGUGGGGUUCGGACGCUCCAAAUACCCCCCCCCGGAGCGGCGGCAGCGCGACCCCCAAGCCCUUCCCCUGUCCUGCUGGGGGGACCCAGAGCCGGGCGCUGCCGGUGGCCACCCGCGAUCCCCCGGUCGCCGUGGGAGCCGCGCGGCGGGACGGGACCAGCUCGGCCGGGGGAUUCCCCGACACGGGAACGGGACCCCGGCACUCCCCGCACCCCCCGCACCCCCCCGGCACCUCCCUCACCGCCGGGCUGGGCGCUUUGGGGUGCUGCAGGAUCGGGCGCUGUGGGGGCCUCCCGCUGCCCCCCACCCUGCUCGCCCCACGGAGGGGCCGGAUCCGGAUCGGGGAGCGACGCGGAGCCCCGGCGUGCAGGUCUGGUCCUGCCCCGGCAGGCAGCGAUCCCGGCCCGGCGCCCGCCGCGGGGCCCUGGGGGCGGCGGGGCCGUCGCCCGUCCCGGGGCUGCGUGGGCACGUGUGGGGGACACGGCGUCACCCACGCUAUGUCACUACCCUGUGUCACCAGCCAGCAUCGCCUAUGGCGUGUCCCCCACCCGCCUGGGUGGCACCAGACCCCGCAUCCCCUCCCUGGGGACCCUCGCGCUGGGUCUGGGCUUGGCCCCCGCCUCACUCCCGUGCCCCUCGCUGGGGUCCCCGAGGGGGCUCGGCGGUGGCCCCGCCUCGGCAGCGAUGCUGGGCUGGGGGACAGCUCGGUGCCACCCUCCUGUCCCUGGGGAUGGCUCAGGGCUCUGCUCCGCAGGUCCUGGCGGCUGCUGCUGCUGGCCUGGCUCAGCCUGGUGGGCACGGCACAGGACCCAGCCCUGGGGACACCAGCGAGGGUCCCCGAGCCCCCGGCCCCUGCUCGGCCCCAGGGGACCUGGGGGUCCUGGGGACCCUGGAGCUCCUGCUCCAGCUCGUGCGGGGACGGCGUCGCCCUGCGCAGCCGGAGGUGCCUGAGGACCAGCGAGGAGCAGCCGUGCACGGGGGACCCGCGGCAGUACCGGCUCUGCCAGCUCCAGGGCUGCCCCAGCGGCUCCGUGCCCUUUCGGGCCAUGCAGUGCUCCCUUUACGACAACCGGCCCGUCCUGGGCACCUCCGCCCGCUACCGCUGGGUGCCCUUCCACGGAGCCCCCAACCUCUGCGACCUCAACUGCCUGGCCGAGGGGCACAAUUUCUACUACAGCUUCGGCCGGGUGCUGGACGGCACCCGCUGCAGCCCCGGCUCCCCGGACCUGUGCGUCGGCGGGCGCUGCCUGAGCGUGGGCUGUGACGGGAUCCUGGGCUCGGGCUCGCGCCCCGACGCCUGCGGCCUCUGCGGCAGCGGCCACGGCUCGUGCGUCCUGGUGCACCGGCUCUUCCAGGGCUCGGACCCCUCCUCCGGAUAUUUGGGAUAUGUGAAUGUGACCAAGAUCCCGGCCGGGGCCACCCACAUCAAGGUGACGGACAAGAGCCGCAACUACCUGGCGCUGAUGGCGAGUGACGGGCGCUACGUCCUCAACGGCGACUGGGCCAUCGCCUGGCCGGGGCCCUACGAGGCUGCCGGCACCCUCCUGACCUACAGCCGGGCCCCCGACGGCACCGAGAGCCUGGAGGCGCCCGGACCCACCCACGAGGACCUGCACGUGAUGGCGCUGCUGCAGGAGCCCAACCCCGGCAUCGAGUACCAGUUCUGGCUGCCCCGCGGGCACCCCCAGCUCGGCCGCGGUGACACGAGCCCCCUGCGGCAGCCGCAGCCCCGGGGGGCCGGCAGCCCCCCGCCCCCGGAGCCCCCGCACACCCCGGCCCCCCCGCAGCCCCCCCGGCCCGGGGGCUUCGCCACGGAGCCACCGCCGAGGAUCCCCCCCGGGCAGAGCCAGGACGGGGCUGCCGCAGCCAUGGCGGGUCUGGGGGCCACCCCACGCACGAAAAAACCCCCCAGGGAGGACCAGGGGCUCUCGACCCCGAGGGCUGCGGCUCGUGGUCGCGCCGAGAGCCGGCAGAGAGAGGGGGAGCACGUCCCGCGGGGGUGGGCGAGGGUCCCCAGCUCCCCCACCACGCCCGGGAAGGGGCGCCUGGUCCGGCGGGGCCCCGAGGGGAGUCCCGGCCCCGGGGAAAGCGACCCUGCGAGACCCCCAGCACCGCCCUGCCCUGGGGGCUCCUUCUUCUCGGGGCUCCCCGAGGUGGAGCAUCAGGACCCUGCUGUCCCUGCAGCCCCCAGCCUGCCGAGCCCCGGGGCCCUGACCCCUGUGAGGGGCAGGGGCCGGAGGAAGCUGCAGCACACCCUGGUCCUGGAGCUGGAUGGGACCCUGCUCUACUCCUCCCUGCUCUCCCACGGGCAGAAGGAUGCCACGGCCACCUUCACCACGGACUUCCAGGCGAGUUCCUACAAGGUCCACGUGAAGCUGCGUCCACACGUGCAGGAGUUCUUGGAGAGCCUUUCCAAGACCUACGAGCUCAUGCAGAGACCUUCACCCUCUCUCUGCCAGAUCUUCAUCUACACCACGGCCAAGAAGGACUAUGCCAAGAAGCUCCUGGAGGUGCUGGACCCCAAGAAGAAGCUGAUCAGGCGCUGCUUCUCCCAGUCGGAUUGUGUCUGCUCCCAGGGCUGCUACUGGAAGGACCUGACCCACCUGGGCAGGGACCUGGCCAGGACGGUGGCCCUGGACCACACCAUGCAGGGCUUCCCUGCCCAGGCUGCCAACUGGAUCCAGGUGCCACCGUGGGCUGGGGACCCUGAGGAUGAGGAGCUGCUGCGCCUCAUCCCGGUGCUGGGCCAGCUGGGCCAGGCGGAGGAUGUUCGCCCUGAGAUCCAGCGGCGAUUCCAGCCCUGCCAUCUGCCCGCUGAGGAUUAG
Messenger RNA from Pyrgilauda ruficollis (rufous-necked snowfinch), 2873 nucleotides. RefSeq names its product ADAMTS like 5 (gene ADAMTSL5). The transcript is spliced from 18 exons. Gene Ontology annotation, biological process: extracellular matrix organization. Gene Ontology annotation, molecular function: metalloendopeptidase activity. Bases 546 to 2873 code for a protein of 775 amino acids. Gene Ontology annotation, cellular component: extracellular matrix. The record is from RefSeq and is a predicted model, not a curated record. NCBI's taxonomy places the organism in Eukaryota, Metazoa, Chordata, Aves, Passeriformes, Passeridae.